AUGGGAGAAUUCUACCAGAAACUAAUAGCCUUGGACGUUCCCCUCCUUAUACCGAUACCCAGAACAAUAACGUCAAGUGGGUUCUUUCCAUCAUGGAACGCUUCAACCGUUCAUUACCUAUGUGUCCGCUUCACAGGUGGAACCUCACCACACACCGAGUUUUCAUUCGAAGAGAAAUUCGCCAUCCCUAUAAAAUUAUACGAUACGCUUCCUUUGUAUCGUCAGUUUAAUGAGCCUUUAGUGGAACAGCGGCCCACCUCAGAUAACCAGGUCUUGGUGGAUCUCGAACUACCGAUCAGCUCAGUAGGUCCGCUGGAUCCAUUCCAUCUACGAGUCAAAAUUGGCGCCAAUCCCCUACACAAUAAAAGGAAGAGGAACCUUCGACUAAAGCUGGUGACCAUGCAAAUCAAAGAGUACAUGCAAGGCUUUGAUUCGGGUCUUCCAGUAAAGAGAGAAAUCAAGUUGCGCAGUGACACUGAUGAAUGCGAUAAACCUAUCACUUCAGACGGCACGACGCAUAUUUUUGAGUUUCCUUUUCCAUAUGACAAUGACUUCGUGCAUCAUUUCUCUCUUUCUGAUGCACAGAUUAUUAACGAGGAACUCUCGGUCAAGUUUCCCAGCGCUACAUUCAACAAAAAUAGAAAUCUACCCAAAGCGGCCGAAGGCAUUCCAGUGACACAUACUCAGGGAUUCACAACCCUGGGAAGACUCUUCUCCAUUCGCUAUGAGAUAAUUGUGAAGGUGAAAAUCAGUCAUGGAAAAGACACCGUUGUCACGCUUCCUUUGACGGUCUCUCCCUUUGACCGAGACAGCUGCGAGUAUUUGCUCAGCUGGAUCAAAGGGGAGUGCCUUCUAGCUCGCGAUCGCUUCACUAAAGAGACAGUAAACCGUGUUGCAGCCACCUUUAAAGACGAAGAGGUGCACAUGCUUCUCCAACGCUUCUGUCCACCACCCGUCGUUUACAGAGUCAACAAGGCCGAUUGGGAAGCUCUUGGCUAUACAGUGGACAAUUACGGCCAACUGAUAAUUAAGUGCAUCGAGUAA
This is a messenger RNA of Candidozyma duobushaemuli, 1044 nucleotides long. RefSeq lists its product as uncharacterized. Gene Ontology annotation, cellular component: division septum. Gene Ontology annotation, biological process: division septum assembly. The record is from RefSeq and is a predicted model, not a curated record. Lineage: Eukaryota; Fungi; Ascomycota; Pichiomycetes; Serinales; Metschnikowiaceae. The transcript has a single exon. Bases 1 to 1044 code for a protein of 347 amino acids.